Daucus carota subsp. sativus is the source of this 1077-nucleotide messenger RNA. RefSeq lists its product as uncharacterized. Gene Ontology annotation, molecular function: RNA binding; translation initiation factor activity. Gene Ontology annotation, biological process: translational initiation. Gene Ontology annotation, cellular component: nucleus. Bases 195 to 710 code for a protein of 171 amino acids. The record is from RefSeq and is a predicted model, not a curated record. NCBI's taxonomy places the organism in Eukaryota, Viridiplantae, Streptophyta, Magnoliopsida, Apiales, Apiaceae. The transcript has 5 exons.
UAUAUUAUUGAUAACUCAUAAAUUAUUAAUAAAUAAAAAAUUUUAAACUCAUAUUAAAUUAUUAAUACAUAGUUCACGUUAAUUGACAAGUCAUAGACCGAGCGAAACCUAUUUUUAGCCCAGCGCUCUUCUUGCCCUAGCUGAGCUCUUCAAGUACUCAGAUAAUCUUAAUUUGAAAUCACAAGCUGCACGAAAUGAAGGGAGGAAGAAAGAAUUUGAAAAGGGCAAGUGAAGGUAAGGAUACAGUUACUCUUCUUCCGGGCCAAACAAUUAUGCAAGUCCUGUCCCUUAGAGGUUCCAAUCUCAUUGAGGUAUUGGAUGCAAAAGGAAGCACUUCACUGGCACUAUUUCCGGCUAAAUUUCAGAAGAGCAUGUGGAUUAAGACAGGUAAUUUUGUUGUGGUGGAUGAAAGUGGGAGAGAGGAGGCUGUAGAGUCUGGCAGGAAAGUGGGCUGUAUAGUUUCUCAAGUUCUUUAUCAUGAACAAGUUCGUGCACUUAAAAAAUCUCCUGAAUGGCCGGAGACCUUCAGGUCAGCAAGCCCAGAGGUACCUGUUAAAGUACCAAGUACUUGUGAUUUGUUGCAGGAAGACAAUGAGAUGGACUCGAGUGAUGAUGGGCUCCCCCCAUUAGAAGCUAACAUGAACAGAACUAGACCUGCAGAGUUGCAGUCUGACGCAGACUCGGAUUCGGAUUCGGAUGCAACUCCUUAGAAGCCAUAGAUUCUGCAGAAACUUGAAGUGUUAUGGCUGGAGCAGAAGUUAUGACAGUCUUGAGUAAAUCGGAUGGAUUCACAUGCAAGGAAGGCUCGAAUUCAUGUUUUCUAGCUGAAUUAGGUUAACUAGCUUCUUGGCUUAGGCCCUCUAUAUGGUUUGUAUUGAACUUUCUGGGUUGAAACAUAGGAUUUCGGUAGAUGCCCCAAUUUAUAAGAGGAAAGUAGCUACCGUAAUGGUAUGUUAUAUUUAAUGGAUCGGACUCAAACUGUGAACUUGUAUCCCUAGUGCUGUAUUAUCAGCCAAAUCGACAGAAAUUCAUAUUAUUGUAAUUUUUCUAAUAUUCAAAUAUCUACGUUUUUAUCUA